Molecule: messenger RNA, 3799 nt
Organism: Syngnathus typhle (broad-nosed pipefish)
Lineage: Eukaryota; Metazoa; Chordata; Actinopteri; Syngnathiformes; Syngnathidae
Gene: cyldl
Product: cylindromatosis (turban tumor syndrome), like
Exons: 15
Coding region: 435-2693 (752 amino acids)
Biological process (GO): protein K63-linked deubiquitination
Cellular component (GO): cytosol
Molecular function (GO): cysteine-type deubiquitinase activity; K63-linked deubiquitinase activity
Source: RefSeq, a predicted model, not a curated record
UCAAAACGUUCGUCUCAAUUCUUUGGGAUGUCUUUACGCUUGGACCUUAUUAUCCGCCUCGUCUCCUUGACGAGCUCUACGGUGGCCGCAUGUUCUACCAAGCGAACAAGCGACGCGAGGAUAUUGGCUAUUUUAUUCAAAUAAAUGAGAUGUGGCCUUGUCUCUCAAAGUAAAAGUAGCGCAGUCGUGUCGCUGUCACAACAAGUAGUUGUGAAUACAAAAUUCAGAAUCGAAUUUGUUGAUGCAUCUAACAAAUUGCACCAAAAGUUGCCAUUUUAGCAGAAGAAUGACAACGAAAAGUUGAUAUUUUAGCAGAAGAAUAACCAUUACUCACGACGACGUUCUGAAUUAAUACCGACGAGGAAGCGCGUCUCACGAUCGAAUGGGGACAAAAUAAAAACAUAUCAUCUGAUUUGGACGAGCUAAGGAUCAUAAUGUCGACAGGCAUCCAGUACUUCAUCGUCACCGAACCGCCGGACUACCUGCGACACAGUCACACUGGUCGCAUCUGUUAUAGUAUUUAUGAGUACCGAGCAAGUAUCGACUUUGCCCAAAAAUUACAAGUAUUCAUGCUUGGCUCACUGGGACCUUUGUACUGCGAGAUGGAUCGCAGAUGUCUGGAAGAAGUCAGUGAGUGUGAGGCCGCUCUUCUGCUGGCCGUCACCGACAACUCCGAAAGGCUCAAAUGGUUUCGAGACAAAGACGCUCUCCGUCGAGCGCUGAUGCUUUGCGAGGGAACUGAAGUCAUCGUGGAAGAAGGAGGAGGGCAAUUGAACGGAAUCAUCCGCUUCAUAGGAAGCCUGUCCCAAGCGGCGGCAGAAGAUCCCUUGAAGGCAACAUUCUUUGGAGUUGAGUUGCAGGGGGAAGACAAGGGCAAAGGCGACACGGACGGAUGUCACGACAACGAGAGCCUCUUCGCUUGCGAGCGCGACUGCGGCAUCUUCGCUCCUUUCUGCAGAGUCCGACCACGUGAUUCCGACUCCUCCUCAGCGGCCGACUCCGAGCCCCCGUCGGGUUGCCAAACGCAAAUGCCGGUCCCGGGCGACAGAGUCACCUACUUCAUUGAAGAUUACUGCUGUUAUGGAAUGGUGCUCAACGUCCAGGAGAAGGACGGCAAACAUUUUGUCUUGAUCUCCAGCGACAUUGAUGCCAUGGGGAGGACGGGCGAAGUUGAAGUCCCGCUCCAGUUUGUUGUUGUUGGGGAAUAUCCUGCCGGGUCUGACCUGAUUGCCCUCGACAACGAUGCAGUGGAAGAAAAAUGUGGCAUGGGCGUGAACUCACUGGUGGAGGUGUCCUUGUGCACGAACAGUUUGUACGGAAUCAUCCGCUGGAUCGGGACCCUUCCCGGGCGACAGGACGUGAUAGCUGGACUCGAGCUUGAGGACGACAAUGGCGUGAGUGACGGCACCUUCAAAAACGUCUCUUUCUUCCAAUGUCCUCCCAGAAGGGCUCUCUUCGUCAAGUACAGCUGUUGCCGUCCCGAUGCGCGCUUUCUCAGCGAGGGGGCGCCUAAGCACUCGGUCGCAGACAUAGAAAUACAGCAGAGUGUUGAAAAAGUGGAUCCCGUGGCUCCCAUCAGCUCGGAUCGAGUUGCGCAAGUUCUGAUUGGCCGGAUGAAGGGCAUCCAGGGACACUGCAACUCUUGCUACAUGGAUGCAGCCCUCGUUAGUUUGUUCUCUUGCUCCUCGGUGCUGGACUCCAUGUUGUUCAAAUCCAUCAAGCCUCAAGAUGCGGCCAUUCAGAGAACGCUGCUCCACGACAUCGUGAACCCCCUUCGAAGCGAAGGCUUUGUGCAAGCCAUGCACGUCAUGAAGCUGCGACAGCAGCUGGAAAAACACGGCUACUGUCGCUCCUUCACCACAGAGGAGAAGGACCCGGAGGAGUUCCUCACCGUCAUCAUGCACCACAUCCUCGCCCUGGAUCCUCUCCUCAAACUGUCGGCUGCUGGCAAAGUGCAAGAGAGUUACUGCUACCAGAUCUUCCUGGAACAGAAGCGAGGCCUGCUGCUUCCGACCGUGCAACAGUUGCUGGAACAUUCCUUCCACAACGCCGGACUUAAGCUGGCCGAGAUGCCGUCGUGCCUCAUUCUUCAGAUGCCUCGCUUUGGCAAGAAAUUCAAAAUGUUUGACAAGAUCAUUCCAUCCCUGGAGUUGGACGUCAGCGGCCUCCUCUUAGAGGGUCCCCAGCAGUGCAUCCUCUGCGGCAAGCUGGCCCAGGAAGAGUGUGCCGUCUGCUUUGACGAGUCGCUCUUCAGCCAGACGGGAUUCAAAGUCUUCUGCACCACAUGCUCGCUUCAGGUCCAUUCUCACCCUCGGCGGCGCAGCCAUCAGACAACCGUCCUGGACCUCCCCGAGGGUUACGCCGCGCGAGGAGCGCCUCACGCGCUGACUCGGGACACCUUGGAGCUCUUUGCCGUCCUCUGCAUCGAAACGAGCCACUACGUUGCUUUCAUCAAAUACGGAGCCCAUAGCCACGACUGGAUCUUCUUUGACAGCAUGGCGGACAGGGAAGGCGACGCGGAUGGCUUCAACAUCCCUGAGGUGCGAGCGUGCCCCGAGGUGGCCAUCUACCUGGACAUGUCCCCGGCCGAGCUGGCCGACCAGAUCCCUCGGGACAUGAAAGGUGUUGCCAAACGUCUCUUCUGCGAUGCCUACAUGUACCUGUACCAGAGUCCCAGCAUGUCCCUUCUCUAAGCGGGACGCCUCUCGUAGCCUUCCACGUUUCAUCUGGCCUGCCCGCACUUUCUUCAAUUGUUUUGAAAAAGCUUGACCUCGACUUUCAAAGACUGACUGGAGAAAAAAAAAGACAAUGGAGCAGGUAGCAAAGUUGAAAAACCUUGUCUCUUCCUGCUGUUCUACAUGUUUUUCCUAAAGUUGAUCAUUUUAUGAUGUUAAAUUGGACCUUAAUUUCCCAAAGUGUGCGUGUGGUUAAAUUGGACCUCAAUUUCCCACAGCAUGCGUGUGGUGACAAUUCCAAGCGAUCAAGCCCAACACUUGCCUGAUGAGCUCAGAGAGUUCAAAGUGUGUCCAGUGAGAUAAGCGAAGAAGUUGUCGUUAAGCAAACAAGGGCACAUGCUCCACUCGUGCGGCUGGGUGGGUUUAUUUGAGCUGGCCGAGCGACCCGGCUGCCAUGUAUUCUCCUCACUUCGCUCAAGGAUGUGCGCUUGUUAAACAAACAAAGCAGCUGCAACUUUUUCUCACGUCAAAGUCAACACGACAUCUUGCCACACAGAAAUGAGGACUUUUGCCACCUCCUUCUCAAAGUCUAUCUCGAAGCUGUCUUUACUUUUGCCGCUUAGUUUUGAACCUUCACUAUCGCUGUCCAACGGCAAAUGUCUUCAUUGCUGUUGUGCUGAUGACGACAAUCAAGCGAGCAACUUGACUGUCCUGCUUUGAUCACGUUUCAGUCCAAGUUGAUUGGUUGUCAAUGUGCAGUCUGCAAAUCAUCAAGCAAAUGGAAGAUUAUGCCUCAUGAGCCGGGCGUGAGGUCUUCCUGACUCAGUGGAUUCUCAUCAAUCAAAUUGGCAAAUUGCGCCAUCUAAGUUUGCCUUCGGGGUUGGCCCUCGCACUUUGGGGGAUCAAACAAGAUGAUCACGAUGAUGCGCCGGUGUGUCCGUUUCUGAAGAUCUAUUUCCAUUGUGCAAAAUGCAAAUGAACCCAGUGCAGAGGUGGCCUAUUAUACCUCUCAGCGUCUCGAGACAUGAUCUUGAAUGUGAAUCUGUAUCUUCAACAAGAGGGAAAUGAAACUGUGCGGUGCUUUUUGUUUUGCAUCCAAUUAAAACGAUUAUGAUGUUGAUGAA